UUAGGGGCUUACUGGAGUGCUAUAUGUUUCUCUGGGGUUGUACAACUCUUUAUUGAUAGCCAUUACGCUAUCAUGGAUACAAUAAGACUAUCACUCUGUGUGCCUACUCUCUACCUUGGAACAAGCCCUGCCUAGCCCUCCGUUGCAUUACUACUGAGAAGAUUACCACGAAAGGAUUACCACUAAGAGAGUGGGCGGAAAUAACGGAUUUCUCAACAUGUGAAACGUAAUGGGUCAUUUGGCAAUCCUGAAAAGAACACUCUCGCGACGCAAAAGGUUUCAACAAGGCCAGACGGAGUGCCAUGAUCAAAAACAGUUUACAAGGAAACAGAAAAGGAUACUCGACCGGCACAACCGAACCAAGAAAGAAGUUUCAGCACAUCCGUUGGAAGUUGGGGAAGUGUCAUCAUGUGAUUCGAGUAAUGACAGUAACGAUGUAUUUACAUCACCGGAUCGCGACGAGGCGUUAACGGACUCCCCGGCCCGCCAACGUGCCUAUUCAGCUGCAGGGCAGUAUGGCCAUGAUGUUGGUCCUUGCAUGACCAGAAGGGGAUCUUGCUGCUGCCACGCCCAGCUUCAGUGUCAAGCUUCUAGCCAAAGCGUCCCGGACAUACGACAGACCGAGCCUCCUUUGGCUGGUCCUACGAGACGAUGGGAGUCAGAUCCUGUUCAAAUCCAUACGACAGGAGUAGCUGGGGGAACAGUGGAUACGGUAUAUGCUGCAGGUUUAAGCAGCGGUCCAGCCCAUCAAGGAAAUGUCAUUGUUAACAACUUCACGAGACCAACAGAAGCCACAAGCAAUUCAGAUAAGGACUCGUGUUCUGAUGAAGAUAACAAUGAUUGCAACGGGGACAUCAGGAACGAGCUGAAGAGGAAGUUUAUGUACUACAGGGAGGACUUUGAACCUCUCUUGCAGCAGGCUGCAGGGAUCCUUCUGCUGUACAUCAUCCUGCCGCUCUUUGUCCUAGGAUGCAUGACUGUGCUGGCAACAGAUGCCCCACUCAUCAAGUUCGGGGUUCUUUUUUUGGCAGUGUUCGUCUCUAGGUUCACAGUUGUACUUAAGUAGGGAUUGACGUCAGUCAUUUUCUACAAAAAUGUAUUUGACAUUCCAAAUUUGAUGCAUCAGUGACAAAAUUUAUGUAAUGCCCUAUGUUGACUUAUGCCACACGUUCCCGAAUUAGUUCAGGUAAACAACUGACUCGAUUUAGCAUAUGUUUAUGACGGGUGCCAUCGGUGAGUCAGGAUACGCUCAUCUUUUCGCGAACCCUUUUAUCAUCACUGUUUCAUAGUGAUUCAUAAACUCAUCGUCAUCGUAUCGCAUGGUGACAAUCACUGAACUGUCUGGUCCAGUCGAUUUGUUUACAUACAACAUCGAAUAAUACUGCUGAAACAAAUACAUACUCAUGAUAUGGUCACAAUUGUACACUCGACUCUGCUUUUAGCAUAUAUCUCUUAUGAACGUGGAAUGGGUUGUGUCGCUUUUAUUCCACUAUUGUAAAUACGCACGCAGGAUAUUUUUCACUUUUGAUCAUGAAAGGUUCAACACGCCGUUCUGGUGAUGUUACGUAAUUUAUUAAUUUUUUAAAAUUUACAUUUUGCUGCAACAUGGCUCAAAGCAGCGUCAUCUGACCAGUUAGCUUUGAUAAUCACAAAUAAUCACAUGUCUACAAACAUGCAUUUGGUAUGAUGUAGCUUUCCACAUGUUUAACUCUAAGUACCAUAUUCUUGUACGCGAAUUCCCCAUAUAGGUACAAUGUGUGAAGUCUGUUUUCUUUGUCUAUUGGUCUCGUACACCCAGUGUGAAAUAGGGGGCGGUGGGGCAUCCUAACGGUUAAAACGUUCGACUCGGUUUCGAUUCUCGACAUGGGUACAAUAUGCGAAUCCAAUUUAUGGUGUCCCUCGACGUGAUAAUGCCGGUAUGUUUCUGCAAGCGGCACUCACUUUUAAGCAAAUUGUAUACAGAAACCAUCACUAUCAGCUUUCCUGUCUUGACAUCUCUUCCCUAAUGUAUGUGUGAAAAACAUUUCAAAGAAAAAUCCCUCCACAUAUAUGUGAUGAAAUUUGGAAUCUAGCCUAUCAUUUCCGAUUAUGGGAAGGACCAUGGCGUGAGAUAGUCGUAUUUAUGUCUAGGAUUUGAUAAUACCUACAGAAGAUAUUACACGGUCUCCUCUUGACAAAUGUUAAAUGCUUUUUAACAUAAAAAUCAUUUUGGUUUAAUGUUGGAAAGAGGUUGGAAAAUCGUUUUUAGACAUAUAACAUAUGUAACUCACAAACUAUUAAUACCCUUUACCUCUUGUUGGAUACAUUUUUAAAAGUAGGCAUUAAACUAAUUUUAUGUAUGUGAUGCAUUUAUUUUAAAAAUAUGCACCCUUUGAAUGUAAACGUCUCUUCCCUUUCAUGUCAUUUCAGUUUACGUGCAUACAUAAUACUGAUAGUUAAGCUGUAUGCUAGUAGACGGAAUUUUGACAUUUUCGUUGGAUGGAAGAGACAAAAACAUAUGGGGCUUUUAAGAUUUCUGGUUUCACUCCUGGGGUCCUUUCAGACUGAAAGGUUCACGCUGAGGGUGAAAACUGUUCUAGAUACAGAUGUGAUGGGACACAUUAUAUGUAUCCGUCACACAGUCCAUUUCUCUUCACCAUUCACUUUAAAAACUAAAUUUACUUCUAUAGGCUGAUGUUCGAUUAGGCAUUUAGAGCGUUUAUGUUGCCAAUGGGUGUGUUUACUGCAGUUAGUGAAGAAAGGUCUUUCCUUGUUGUCGUGAAGGUCAUAUGGCAACACAGGUGAAUACAUCAUGAAUGACAUUCCAGAAUUAUUUUUCUUGCGUUCUUACGGCUAAUGGCUGAUUGCAUAGUAUUCGUUUUCAUAAUUCUGACGAAUAAGUGUAUAAUCUUUCCGAACUGAUUUCAACAACAAAUGUUGUGGAUAUAAGAAAAUUCAUUCUAAUAACGUACUUUUUGUUUCACCCCUAAUACAAAUAUGUAGUAUAACUGAAAAAUAUCUGUGAAAUACCAGCAUAGAUGUUAAGACAAGGAGAACACCAAUCAAACCCCACUGUUGUUGCUAUUAGAUACGGUAUAUUAAUGUGUUUUGUGAAAUAAAAUAUUUUUCUUAGUCA
Molecule: messenger RNA, 3115 nt
Organism: Haliotis rubra (blacklip abalone)
Lineage: Eukaryota; Metazoa; Mollusca; Gastropoda; Lepetellida; Haliotidae
Exons: 10
Coding region: 230-1066 (278 amino acids)
Source: RefSeq, a predicted model, not a curated record